Molecule: messenger RNA, 1527 nt
Organism: Dacryopinax primogenitus
Lineage: Eukaryota; Fungi; Basidiomycota; Dacrymycetes; Dacrymycetales; Dacrymycetaceae
Product: DUF1212-domain-containing protein
Exons: 3
Coding region: 1-1527 (508 amino acids)
Biological process (GO): transmembrane transport
Molecular function (GO): transmembrane transporter activity
Source: RefSeq, a predicted model, not a curated record
AUGUCCCGUAUUUCGUCGCGUGAGAGCAGCCCGGAGGGAGAGCUGAAACACAAGCGUUCCCAGAACUACUUCUCCUUCAAGCAUCGGGAGCCCACGCCUGAGGAAGAGGAGAAGCAGGAAGAGGAGCGCCAGAAGGAGGCAGAGCGUCGCCGCCGGAAGAGGCAGAGGAAACGCCGGCUCGAGAAGGAGAUCUUUAUCACCAUGCACGUUGCGGCCAUCUUACAGCGGCCGGAGUUCCUCCUCAAGCUUGCAAGGGCACUGAUGAUGUUUGGCGCGCCGACGCAUAGGCUGGAAGCGCUCAUCCAGGCUACGGGACGUGUGUUGGACAUGAACGUCUCCUGCGUUCAUCUUCCUGGCGUUAUGCUCCUCUCCUUCAACGACGAUACGACCCGGACGAGCGAGACCAAGUUCCUCAAGCAGCCGCAGGCUUUGGAUCUCGAGCGCUUGCAGGACGUCCACGCGGUCUAUAACGCGGUCAUACAUGACAAGACAGGUGUGAAGGACGCGAGCGACAGGCUGGACGAGAUCAUGCGCGGCAGAUCUCGCUAUCGCGCUCUGAUCGCUAUCAUCAUCGGCGGCCUAUGCAGCGCGUUCAUCACCCCGAUCUCGUUUUCUGGCUCGUUCCUGGACGCAAUGCUCGCCUUCCCACUCGGAUGUCUCCUUGUCCUCAUCCAGCAACUGGCGAGCAGAAACGAGCUCUUCACACACGUAUUCGAGAUCGUCGUCGCUCUCCUUCUCAGCUUCAUCUCUGCCGCUCUGGCAGCGACCAAUCGCGUCUGCUACGCCGCCGUCGCGAGCGGGAGCAUCCUACUGAUCCUCCCUGGGUUUAUCGUCCUCACCGGUGCGCUCGAGCUCGCAAGCAGGAACAUCAUCAGUGGGAGCGUGCGGCUCAUGUAUGCCGUCAUUUAUUCCCUCUUCCUGGGAUUCGGACUUGCCAUCGGGGGCGAAUUCUACACCGCUAUCACUGGACAGAAGGUGAUCGGCAUCGGCUUGACCAACGGUCUCACCUGUCCCGUGCACGACGACAACGGUCCGUGGUGGCAACAGCAGGCGAGCCCCUGGUGGGCCUUCCUCUGCGUUCCGGGUUUCUCUUUUGCGCUGAGUUUGAGAAACCAAGCGCCCUGGAACAGGAAGGAAUUCGUCGUAAUGAUCCUCAUCUCCUGCGCAGGCUGGGCAACCAACCACUUCUCCUCACUCAAGUUUGUCAACCGUACGGACAUCAUCGCCAUGUUGGGUGCACUCGUCGUCGGGGUCUGCGGCAAUCUCUACGGUCGCUUCAUCGGACAAGGCAUGUCCUUCGUCGUCAUGGUUACUGGGAUCCUCUUCCAAGUACCAUCAUCUAUCAACGGUCUUCUAUCAUUCGCCUCCCUUGCCAAUACCGGCCAGGACUCGUACUCUGCUGGGUUCAAUAUCGCCGAACAGCUUAUCGAGGUGUCGAUCGGUCUUACUGUCGGUCUCUUCAUAGCAGCCGUCAUCACGAAUCCGUUCGAAAGUCGCCGGCGCGGCUAUGGUUUAUUCAGCUUCUAG